UUAUUUUUCCUUUAGUACCCAAUUUAUUAUGCCAAAACACAAGAUAUAUAUGGAAUUUACUUGCAGAAGUUUGAUAUAUGUGGGUUUAGGCGAGUGUUGUACGAGAACUCUACGAGUUGCUUCAUGAUUUUUGAAUUUGGCAACUGGCAGUAUAAUUAUUACAGCAAUAAUCAAAAGUAUCCUUAUAUGCAUCACUAACUUACCGUGAAGCCAUUGCACUUGGAACAUGUAUAAUUUUGCUUAGAGAGCUUAGUCUUGUCCAAAGCUUCAAUAAUCAACCAGACAUACGUGCGGUAUUGUGCCUUCUGAAAAUCUUCACCUUCCUCAUUUUAUGAAUCCCUGCAAGCUGAAAUUGUUGGAAGUCAUCUACCUAUUGUGCAAGCAACAACCGAUGGAUAAAGAGAAAAAUUUUCAAGGAAAUAUCUACGUGCCUUGCCCCCAGAAAAUGUAUAUAUAAGUUCUUAGAGAUUCCAAUUGCUCUGAAACUUGCAGCGUCAUGAUAUCCACAAUAGCUUCUGUGAGCUUCUCUUUAUGGCUAAUUUCCAUGGCCAUAGGCGCUGUGGCUCAGCCUCCAGUGCUGGACACAAACGGAGAGCAGCUCGAAAGCGGCAGAGAAUACUACAUACUGGGCAGAGCAACUCAUGUCACCGGAGGUUUAACCAUGAUCAAUCCCAACAAUACCUGCCCAUUUUACGUGGGUCAGCUAGCCAUCGCACCAAUUGCACCAGAGAGCGUUCCUACCAUCAUGUUUCAGCCAUAUGCUUUUGGAGAGACAAUCAUCAGGGAGUCUAGGGACUUGAGUGUUAAAUUUCAAACAAUUAGAUCUCAAGCAGUUAUCCGGUGUACACAGUCCCCUGCUUGGAGAGUUGGCAAAGAUGACCCAGUGACAAGAAGGAGAUUCAUUAUGACUGGAAACGAGUCAGAGGCAGAUUUCUUUGCCAUUGAAAGAAGCAGAGAUGGGUACAAUUUAUUAUGGUGCCCAACUGAAUCCUGCAGGGCUUGUGGUAGGCCAAAGUGUGGGUAUGCUGGAAUUUUAACAAAGGAUGAAACGAGGUUCUUGGUGUUGGAUGGUCCUGCUCUUUCCUUCCGAUUUCUUAAGGUUUAAUUUAUAUUCUCGUGGUUUGCUAUGGUAAAUAAAAUCCACUACAUACAUCCUUAUAUAUAAAUAUAUAUGCAUUCUCACUACAAUAAAAACAGUACAAAUUUUUUCUGCUUAUUCUAUGCUGUAAUAACAUUGUUAUGUAAUCACUAUGUUUGUUUAUUGCCAUGUAAUCAGCUUUUACGUAUGUAUUUAUCAUUUCUUGUGUUAUUAUUAC
Manihot esculenta (cassava) is the source of this 1316-nucleotide messenger RNA. Its product is annotated as kunitz type trypsin inhibitor 104. NCBI's taxonomy places the organism in Eukaryota, Viridiplantae, Streptophyta, Magnoliopsida, Malpighiales, Euphorbiaceae. Gene Ontology annotation, molecular function: endopeptidase inhibitor activity. The transcript has a single exon. The record is from RefSeq and is a predicted model, not a curated record. The coding region runs from base 497 to 1105 and encodes 202 amino acids.